Aspergillus versicolor CBS 583.65 is the source of this 1362-nucleotide messenger RNA. RefSeq lists its product as uncharacterized. The transcript has 2 exons. The record is from RefSeq and is a predicted model, not a curated record. NCBI's taxonomy places the organism in Eukaryota, Fungi, Ascomycota, Eurotiomycetes, Eurotiales, Aspergillaceae. The coding region runs from base 1 to 1362 and encodes 453 amino acids.
AUGCAGCCGAAUCACUAUGACCUUCUGGGUCAGGUGCAGGACGACAGCAGAGCUGCUUCUGGCCGAGUGACGCGGGAUGCGCUUCAGUCACGUUCUGGCGCGCCCAUGAGAUCAGAAGAUUCGUGGAUAGAGGUAUCAUCCCAGCCUUCUUCCUCAUCGCUGUCCUCAGCCGCAACCACAGAUGACAUAAUUACCACUGGCCUUCGUGUCCAGCAAACGGGCUCUGGCCAUUAUCAUCGCCGAAGCCGCCGACGACGUCUCCAGCGGCUCGCAGCUGUCACUACCGCGCAAGUCGAGUACUCAUCGCACGAACCCAGCAGCAGCCAGGAUGAAUACGAAGAGAGUGAAAGUGAAUCGGAUCGCGUUUUGACCAGUUCGAAUGAAGACAUGCCUCGUCCAGCUCCUGUUGGCCCCUCUCUACCCCAUACGAGUGCGGCACCCAUCGCGUCAGAUGCGAUUCCUUCUAGCGAUGAGGAUGAUAGUUCAACGGCGCUCGGUAUGCGUAUAAGCUCAUCUCCAUUCGUUCCUCAGCCCAAUGUCUUUUCCCAUCCUCCCGCUUCUUCCGAAGACCCCUCCUGGACUAGGCCUUCCGAAACUCGCCGUUCACGGCCUAUCAGCGACGUUUCUACAUCUAGUCGUCGGACCGCUAUACGAAGGAAUUCCCAGGCUAGCAUUCGCUCAUCUCAACGGCCGUCAAACCAGCAGCACAGCCCGUACAACGUCAUCUCCCCGUCACACCACGCAGACCAUGACGCUGCCUUGCGCGCUAGUCUUUCGACGCUGCUUUCUUGUGCUGCCGCAGCCCGAGGUCUACCGAAAUCAGAGUCGCAACCCGCACCGUCUGGGCCUCCUAGGGCUCAGCCAGCCUCAUUUCGAUUGGUAUCUGAAUCUGUGGCUAUGGGAGAAGGGGCCAACGAGGAAAACCCAGCAUCAGAUGUCGAAAUGCGUACUACACCUCGCUCAAAGCGGCCCCAACAACCGGCAAUGCAGUGCUCACCGCGGGGAACUUCCUCCACUCGCACGAAGCGCCGGUCGAGUGCUUCAAAAGACCGCGGUUCUAGCCACUCUGCUGCUAAGAAGAGCCGCCGGUCAGGUAACACAGACUCGUCCUCCGCGGUGAUGACGUGGGUUCUAAGUGCUGGCGUUGUGGUGCUUUUCUCCGCGAUCAGCUUCUCCGCUGGGUAUGUUUUUGGUAGGGAGUCUGGGAAGCUGGAGGCGAGCAUGGGUGUUGGGGCCGUCCUAGGAGAAGCUGGCGCUCCGGGCAGCAGAGCAUCCGCGGCCUGUGGUCAAGAAGCGGUUCGAGGUGGUCUCAAGCGUUUCCGAUGGAGCCCUGGCUCCACUGGAUCCGGGGUAAUUGCCUAA